AUGGCUCACCAUUACCAGCUAUCCUCCCUCUUACUGCUUGCAUUUCUCAACUUGUGCUUCAUCCAUGGCCCGAUAACUGGAGCAACCGCACGUCGUCUUCUAGAGACGCCCCUCCCCGAGAUUCCUAAACUAGAGUUCCCUAAAGUUCCAACCUUGCCAAAGCUUGAGAUCCCAACUGUGCCGAAGCCUGAGCUUCCAACCAUACCAAAGGCUGAAAUGCCAGCUGUUCCAAAGCCUGAGAUUCCUAUUAUGCCAAAACCUGAAGUACCAACUGUGCCAAAGCCCGAGCUACCAUCUAUCCCUAAGCCUGAGUUACCAACUUUACCAAAGCCUGAGAUCCCAGCUGUGCCCAAGCCUAAGUUACCAGUUGCCCCAAAACCUGAGCUUGCUGCUGUGCCAAAGCCUGAGAUCCCAGCAAUGCCAAAACCCGAGCUUCCUCCCCUGAAAAAGCCAGAAAUCCCAACAGUGCCAAAGACCGAGGUUCCUCCAGCUAUGAAAAAUCCUGAAGUUCCAGCUUUGCCAAAGCCCGAGGCACCAAUUGUGCCAAAGCCAGAAAUCCCGGAACUACCAAAGCUAAAACUACCAGAGCUUCCAAAGCCAGAAGUCCCAGCUAUGCCAAAGCCUGAAAUCCCAGAAAUUCCUAAACCAAAAGAGAUAUCUUUUCCUUCACUUUCUCCACCACACAAACCCGCUACUCCUUGA
Molecule: messenger RNA, 702 nt
Organism: Nicotiana tabacum (common tobacco)
Lineage: Eukaryota; Viridiplantae; Streptophyta; Magnoliopsida; Solanales; Solanaceae
Source: RefSeq, a predicted model, not a curated record